Messenger RNA from Morchella importuna, 537 nucleotides. RefSeq lists its product as uncharacterized. The transcript has a single exon. The record is from RefSeq and is a predicted model, not a curated record. The coding region runs from base 1 to 537 and encodes 178 amino acids. Lineage: Eukaryota; Fungi; Ascomycota; Pezizomycetes; Pezizales; Morchellaceae.
AUGUUUGUCUACUUCAGCAAGGGUUUUGAGAUGGUCUACGGAGUUGAAAUUGGGAACUGGGUUCUGGAGUCUAAAACUUACAACAUUGAGGAAUAUUCUGAACUCCAACCACCUGAUAUUCCCGGUGCCAAAGAUAUUAGGCAUGCUGAUUACAAGAAUUGGCUUCUUGCCAAUCCUCAUCUUUAUUGGGCUGAUUGGUCACGGGCUGGUAUUUACCAUUGGGGUAUGUGGAUGGAAAGAGGUCAUAAUGAUGAUGCUGUCAUCACCAAGGAUACUCUCAAAACAUCUCAACAUAUGAAUCCUGUUCUCCUCCGCCUCUUUACCUCACUAGGCAAUCUUACCAGAGCCAAAAGAAUUUUGCUUGGUACCGUUGACAAAGAUAACAGAGAUCUUUGUAUUAAAAUGAUUACGGCUUUGCCCAAGGGGGAGAAACAACAGUGGGCAACUGAUGAUCAGGAAUGUUUCUCUUUGAGAGCAUGUUUGAUUAAUCUGUUUACUGAACCUCAUUGUGAUAUUGGUGAUUUAAAAGAUGGAUGA